CAGCGACACUUCCGUAUGGACGUCACAGGAGCUAUUUUUAACACGGCUGACAGCUUAGUGGUUUCAGCAGCGUUAAAGUUUACUGCACGAAAAGAUUUACCAAUCGAGGGAAAAAAUACAGAAGCAUCUGUUUCUGAUAUGAAGCUUGAUAAAAGUGAUCUCGACGCCGACGUCUUGGAAGAUGGCGAGACAACGACGUCGACAAAGUCGGGCAUGAAGACGACGGCGGCCAAUGGACACGGUGAGAUCAAAAUGACCAUUCAUGAAUUGCAUUGUCCAAAUGGAUGUGUUGUCAAAACUAGUGCUUUGGAGAAUGGGACAAAUCCCAUAAAGGACAUCAAACGACGAGAACCCACAGAAGAUACAGAAGAAGUGACAGGAGAUAUGGCAAAGGAAAGUCAUGAUGUGAAUUUCGUUUCGGUUGCCCUUGACAACUGCCACAUUGAUGAAGGCAGCAAGAUGCUAGAGAAGAAGAUGGCAUUGCUGAACUUGGUUGCAGAUGACAACUGCGAAGAAGGGAAUGGCAGAGACAUCAAACAGCUAAAAACACAAACUUCUGUCAUCACAGUUGAUCCGCCAAGUUUGAACAGCGAGGAGGAGGAGGAGAGAUGUGAAGAACAAGAGGAUCUUACUUGCCGAGGACCAACUGCUGGGAGACCUGUCAACUAUUGUCCAAGUAGUGUCAGCGUCAACCAUGUCGCCCGUAAGGCCUAUGACAGCCACAAUAUGGAUGCACUCUUUCAAGUGACUGACCUUCAAGUACCAAGUCAUCACCAGCAGCCCUCCUGCCAGGGAUUCCCACCAAUAUCAAAUCAGACAGGAUAUGAUCACUAUCAUGGUUCUCACUACAUGCGUGCUGCUGAGUCUGAGAGCUCAGCCUUGCAGAUGUCAACUGGUAACUUGAGCGGCAAACGUCGAGUUGAUGAGGAUGCCAGCACCCCUUUUAAAUACACUCGGCCAUUAGCAGAAAACAUGGGAUAUGAUCAAAACUACAAUUCAAACAUAGGGAUGAAUAAUGGACAACAUGUUUACACAAAAAUUUUGCCUGGACUGGUAUCCGGUGGCCAGGUUGUGGACAACUCUCCAAAAAUGUUCCCUGUGGAACAUAAUAUGAGAGAUGUUCCUUUUCAAUCAGAACUGGGCAGGCAGUUCUCAGCCAGUGAUGUGGAUCAGUUCCUGGAGGUAAUGAGCCAGUUUCAAACUAAUGACCAGCACCAACAGAAGGAGCAGACAACCAGCACAAACAGUCAGCACUUUCAGCAGCUGCCACCACAGACUGUCCAUGACCUAAAGACCCGAGGGAAGCCUUUCCAACAGAACCUUCACGACUGUGACGCUGGUUAUAUCAGUGAGAACAGUCCACACUGUGAGGUCAUCUCUCCUAGUGGCAGCCCCAAAUCUGCUUAUUCCCCACCUCCUUCUGUCAUGUCUGGAGACAGUGGAGUUGCUAGUCCUCAAAAUGAUGAUGCUAUGUCUACCCACAUGCCCAGUCCAGCCAGUGACCACAUGGCCUACAGUAAUGGUAGCUAUUGCAACACAGCUAGCCCACAGUCCGUUGGCUCUCACCCUGGAUCUGUGAUGGGCUGCCUUGAUGACUCUCCGAGUGAUGAAUAUGUUGGACAGUUCCCUUUUGGGCUGGACAAUGCUCCAUACACCAGCUCAAGUGAUGUGCUGAAGGCAGGUGACAUGUCAACGAUGCCCUGGUCACAAUAUUUUGAGAACGAUGGGUUGAGCUCUUUCUUCAACUUACACAAGGAUGAGCUGAAGGAUGCCCUGGAGGUUGUUGCUAAAGACAUACAGAGUAGCUCCAGCAGAGGUCAGCUGGGGAAGAUCAAUGGUGACUUGCCCCUUAACAAGAAUGUACAGGUGCCAUCUUCCGUACUUAAUGUCCUGCAACCAGCCAACAAGACGAUUGCUCCAGCAGCGGCUGUACCCACCAGCGUGACAGAGGCACAAGGCCGUCCAAGCAAACUUCCUUUGCCUGCACUAGCCAAGCCAGGUGGAAGUACGACCAGUGCUGGAGCCGUGCCUAUGGUUGUUGUGCCACCAACUAUUGCACCAAACCGUCCACCAGCUGUUACUGUUGCACCUGUACUCAUGAUGCCUCCGGGCCAGCAGUUUAUUUUCGUAGUCAACUCUAAUCCUCAACCAGCUCCCAAACUUAAGCCCCAGUUUGUUCCCAUCAAGCCCAAAAUUCCAUCAAUAACUCAGACCACGACGACUGGUGGCUCCCCAAAGACAACAGACAAGUUGACUUCGACACACAUCCGCAACACUCAGGAGAGCAACAGUAACAACACCAAUAACAUUAGUAGCAGUUCUACCAGCAGCCAGAUCUCAUCAGCCGAGGCGCCUGAAGCCAGGCCGGCAUCAUCUCGAUCUCCAAACACAACUCGGAGUGGCCCACAGCAGAGGAUGCUAAAUAUUGCUCGACGGCUUGUCGCUAGCAUGACUAAAAAUGAUCUACAAUUUCAAGAUUCAGAAGGCGACACGUACUUGCAUGUGUCAGUAUGCAAGGCAGACUGUAACAUGGUACAGGCUUUGUUGGAACGAUUGACCCGUGAGCAGUUAAGCCCCAUGAUCAAUAUGCAGAACUGUAUGCGGCAGACCCCCUUGUAUCUUGCGGUCAGCUCCAAUCACCCAGAGAUGGUGAGGCUUCUUCUUCAGUUUGGUGCAGAUGUCAACAUAUUUGCUGAGCACCUGCUGGCAGAUGGCCGUUCCAAAGAAGUAAAGACAGCUCUCCACUGUGCAGCUUUAGGUGGAAGGCAAUAUUUGGACACGCUGAAAGAGUUGCUGGCCGCACCAGACCUCCAGGUUGACCUUGUGAACUCUGAUGGUCACACAGCUCUGCACUGUGCUAUUUUGGAACAUCGCAAACCUUCUUUUGAGGGUGAAGGAUUUAUUGACAAUCUGCCAAUCAUACAGGCAUUGAUCCGGCAUGGUGCAGACCCCAAUGCCCAGGUUAAGAAAGCGGCAAAACAGCUCUUAUGUAUGCUCUGGAAUGCAGAGAUGUCUCUCUGGUUGAAGACAUGGUGUCCCUGAUUGACCCUGUACGCCUUCGCACCUUCCUGAAGACCCCGGCCUUUGAUGGCAGCACCUGCACACGGAUAGCAGAAAAUUUACGGUUUGCCCUUAACCCGGAGAGCUGCCAGAGACUGUUUGCCUGCCUCCGGAUCAAUGGUUCACGGAAGGAUAGCAACGUGGCCUCAUAGGGUGUGGCAGGGUUGUUGAUACUUUGCCUAAUUCAGUGUUUGAGAGCAUGUCCAGCUCCAAGCCCAUCCCUCCUGGACAAUGUUUGUGUCUUUGCUUAUGAGUCAAUGUUUGCUAAAGAAGCCGUCUAUUUUGUGCUUUGAGAUGAAACAUUGUUGCGAAGAACAGUGGGAAGCCUAGAUAGUUUGCCCCAGAAGACCCAAGAGCGAGCUGAAUGUGAAUGAUGCAGAUGUCUUUGCAAUCUGGGACUUCCUCUUUUUAUCUAUGGGAAAAUGACACUGGUAUGCUUCCCAUGGUGGAAUGAUGUCUCUUGAUGCGAAGCUUUGUUGUAGGUUAAUCUGAUUUUCCACUGGUGUGUUCGAUUAAUAUCGCAGAAUUUUGCAUCAGCCAGAGGCAGAAUCCUGUACUGAUAGGCAGAAACUUGCAGCAAUAGGCAAAGUGAUGCACAACUAGUGUUUGGAAGGGGCGUAAAGAAGAAUUAUAUGAGAAAUUAAGGGAGAUAGUAUUUAGUAAAUUGCUAAAGGCAAGCAAAAUCUGUUGUGGCAGGCAUAUUGGGAAACGAGUUUUACAUGCUUCAACAGAUGAUAUAAAUAUUGUUAGGAAAAGUAGGUUUCUGGAUGCUUUCACAGAUGUUACUAUUGUUGGGUAAUAUUGUUUCAGAUAAUAUAAGAAAGAGAUUAGGAGAUGGGAAGGUUCAUUUGUGAUAUGGAUCAAGGGCUUUAUCCGUCAUAAAAAGGUGGGAAAUAUUUAUUUCAUGUACAGUCUAACUGUAACCUAAAAUUGUUGAUAGCAAUGAAAAGCUGCUUUUUCUGUUUGUAUAUUGUCAUGUGUGUAUUGUGUGAUCAUUGCUAAAUGGGAACAAAUUGUGAUCUAUCAUUUUUAAAGAUGCAUUUAGUUAGAAAAUUUCACAAAGAACAUUGUCUUUUGUUGUCCCUCGUAUGUCUUUCUUCAUACAUAGACUACCAUGCUCCAUGUUCACCUAACCUCUAAAACGUGAUUUGUUAUAUUUUUUAAAAACUGGUCUUUGCUCUCUUUUUGAGAAAAAAAUGUGAUAAAAGAGGACAAUUUGUUCCCAUGCUAAGGACUUAUAUUUGGUUUCUUUCUGAAACAUUUUGGAAGAUAUUUGGCAGCUUCAAGAUUAUUACAGUAUGGUGUUAAGCUGGCAGGGUUUUUGGCAUUGGUUUGGAAACUGGGGAAGGGAAAAUGUUUUGCACCUUUUAAUGAUUAAUGGUUUUCUAUAUGGCAUUUCUUCAGUGGCAUAAUGGAUGCUGGGUCAUCUGUUAGGCAGCAUCUAAUGAAACUCACCUGUAGUUUGUAAACAGUAGUUAUUAUUCUGUUGAUUUUAGGCAGCAUCACCUGCUGAAACACAGUUUUUGUUUGUUUGGUAAAAAGCCCAUUACAGGGCUUAAUUAAUUGUAAUUUGUAUAUUAAACUGAUGAGGAAUUCUUUUAGAAGGAGGGAUGUGCAUUUUUGUGUGUACAAGUUUUCUUCCCAUAAGUCUUGCAAGUCCAGUAUAAAGAUUGGUUUAUGUCUUGCCAAAUGAUUUUUUUUGUAGCAUUCUUUUCUUCAUUACCCACUCAAGCCAUUGUAAGUAACUUUAAGAUCAUUCAUAUAAGAGCAUUGCACAGGUGUUAGUAUUAAUCUGUUUGGGACUUUUGGUGAGAUUUCACUUCUUGGAAGGAUAUAAAAUAUAAAGAAUUCAUUAUUUUGUCAAGAUUUAGCAUUCAAGGUAAUGAAUAGAUUCAGGGAUCACAGGACCUACUAGAGAAUUUAAACAAAAAUUGCAUAUGGACAAACUUUAAAACUGAAGAUGAAUAGCACAGAUGUCAUCUUUGAGUGAUUUGUAUGUUGUUACCUCCCCUGAGGUUUUUGGAUGACUUCCCAAGUCAUGUUAGGAAGAAAAAUAUAUCCUUUGAAUCAAGACAAAGAUUUCAGAAGGCUGAACUAUGUGUCUUAUAGACUUAAUUAAGAUUUCAUUUAUUGGUCUUUCAGCUGGAUUUGAUGAUAGCUGUGCCAUUCAAGUUUCAAAAUGCACAGUAUUUAGGUUAAACCAUGAUAUAUGGUUUGUGUUUGACUGAAGCUUUGAGAUGAUUGAAUAAUCAAACUAAACCUUUGGAUAAGGAUUUCAGUGUUGUAGAACAUUAAAAAAAUUUUUUUGACAUUUUAUAGUCCAAACAUAAAGUUUAACUUGUUUCUUUUCUUCAAAGCUGAUUAAAUUGAUUAGUAUAGGGAAGAUUAAGUGGUCUAUAAUUGUUAUGAUUUUUUUUUUUUUUAAGCAAAAGUGGUGUAGGGAGUAAUAAUAAGAUAAUAGCACAUUAUUCCACCAUCAAGGCAGGCUCAAAAUGCUUUACAAAAACAAUAAUAAUUGACAAAAACAAUGACAAAAAGCAGAAGGCAACAGUAAAUGCUAAAAUCUUACAGACCUAGGAUUAAGAUGAUUGUGAAUAGUAGGAUGUUUAAAACAUUAAUUUUUAUAAACAUAACUGACACACGUUUUAAAUGAUGAUAAUCUCAUAUAUAGACUAUUAUUAUUUUUGCUAUUAAAGACAUCAGAGUCAUUUUACUAAACAAAACAAGUGUAUAUAAAGAAAAAAAAUGUAAAUUUUUUUUAUCAUCUCUUUUUGUCAUCAAUUUCAGAGUGAUUCUUUAUCUGAAGCUGGUCUAUUAUUUGUGAGCUGAGUUGGGAGGAGAGCAUAUUUUUGGAAAUCGUGUUAGCUGUUGAGGUAGUCUGUUUUUUGCCUCAGUUGAAUGUAUUUUUGAGGAAUUAGGCCUCCAUUUUGCUCCUCAGAGUAUAUUUGUGCUUCUGAGGUUACCAGAUGGUUCUUAUUUAUCUGUUUUCCAAUGUGGGGAUUUUGCCUAUUUCUAAAUUACGAUCCAAAAUAACCUAUCUGUAUGACAAGCAUUUACAUGUACUUGAAGGCUUUUUCAUUAAUUGAUAUCAAGUCUCUGGUUGCACCUGGAAAUAAUUUCUUUUUCUUAGACUCUUAACAACAUGAAACAUAUGUAUUGUGUCAUUUGCAAGCAACUGUGUUACUGUUACUGGGCAUUUAGUAACAGAUUAAACAAUAGUAAAAUCAUUGUUGUAUAUUUUAACAAGCUGUAUUGAUGCUGUUAUAACCAGUUUGAUUUCCCCACUUUGCUUCAUGCACAGAUGCCCCUUCUGUCCUUAUCUCUGCAGGGCUGGCUGCCUUGCCGUGAUAGAGUUACCUUUCCCCUGUCCCCUUCAUCUGUAGCAAUUUUACUAAAGCUUCAUUAUAUUUGAGGCAGCAUGAUUCAGAAAACGCCUUUAUUUAUAUACUAUUGCUUUUGGGGCUGUGAUUAAGUGCAACAAUCACAUAUUAUUUUCAAUCAUUUGUAGUAUUGAUAGUAUCUAAGUCUGCUUUGAUGAGCAUGUGAUUCAGUUUGCCAGAGCCUCUUGAGUAAUCAAAGUCCUUGUAUAUACAACACUUAACUUCCUGACUGAAGUGAAUGGUCAACAGUGUGAUUGUGUGUCCUCGUUAAAAUUACUUUACAGGAACAUCUUCUUGCUGCUUCAACAAAAAUCAAAGCUUAUGCUUAGCAUUCUAGCAUAACCUGUGCACCACUUCAUUAUUCAUCACUCUGUUACCUGUGCCUUGAGGCUGUUUAAAUGGUAUGUGUACAUUUAAAAAGUGAGCGUUCACACAAAAAGUAUGUGCUAUUCUGUAAUGGAAACUGGCAAAAAGUAUUCAGAUUCUGAUUACAUCCAAAAACAUGUCUUUGUCCUUAAUAGAAGAGAUCCUCUUGAAAUACUUUUUCUUGUUUGACUGUGGCAAAGAGUGAUGGGCCAGAUGAACCUCAGAGUAUGUAGUUGGGUCAGGUGUGUUUAGGAAAUAAUAGGGACAUCCUUGCAGGACUUUUAUUUCUACAGCUGUUUGGCACCCCGAUGCCUGUUAUGUAAGUUACUGUUGUGGGUGAUAAAUUGUCUGUCUGUUUUUAAGAAUUCAUAUGCUGGUCAAGAUUGGCAAUUGUGAUGUUAAUGUGAACAGUUCUUGUAAGGAAAAAUAGCAGAGGAAGAUUUGAUACCCUGACUUGCUUAUAGAAGCAUAUUUAGAAAGAUAUAUUUGCUUACAGUUAGUUUGCUAUAAUUUCUUCAUGGCCUUCAAGCUAAGAUUAGAAAUGAUCUCAUACACAGAAUGCACCCCUUCACAAGAAGACUUGCUAUAUUUGAAAACAAUAAAGGCAGCAUGUUUUAAUUCUGGCACUUCACAUUAUCAUACCAAUGUCACAAUUGUUCUGGUGAACACACUGAGUUGAGCAGUAGUACAUAUGUCAGUGCCACAGAAAGUGUAAGAUAAGAACAAGCAGGCUUGUAUAGUCUGUAACAAUGUAUAAUGUCAGGCAACCUGAUUUUAUUUAUAAAAGAAUGUAUUCGCUUGUUACAUAUUUUAAUUGUGCAAUGCAUACAUGUAUUUUGUUUACAAUCUUUACGUGACAUAUGCCUUAAGAAGAAUGAAGUUAAUUGUAGAUGUAAUUGUCGUUAGCAGGUAGAUGGUCUCUCAAAGUGUUAGUAGUGUUAGUAUAUAGUGGCUCAUUAUAUGUGUGAAAUUACAAUGUUGCUGCUGUGCAGAAAAGCAUGUCAAAUAAAUCUGCACAGGUUAACCCCCCCACCAAAAAAAAAAAAAAUUGAAUCUGUUUGAAUGGGUUAAUGCCUUUAUUAUCUCGUUAAACUUGGACAAGCAGUGCUGAUGUAAUCUCAAUUAAAACUGUAUUUUUCCUGUAAUUUAAACUUUUAAGAUUUUAAAUUGCCAGUGCUGCUGUUGUUAUUGAUAGUUUUAUUUGUGAUAGAAAAAGAAAGGGGAGUGCCUUGUGAACAACUUGUUUUGUGAAUAAAAUGUACAGUGUA
Molecule: messenger RNA, 8074 nt
Organism: Pomacea canaliculata
Lineage: Eukaryota; Metazoa; Mollusca; Gastropoda; Architaenioglossa; Ampullariidae
Exons: 12
Coding region: 16-3042 (1008 amino acids)
Molecular function (GO): protein binding
Source: RefSeq, a predicted model, not a curated record